UUUUCGGCAGCGUGGACUGACGCGUCGCUCAAUUUCCGAUAGCGCGUCGCGGGCUUCUCCCUGGUGCGAAUGUACCACGGGAGGGCUUCAAAUGUUCGAGUCCCAGUACGGCAUGAGUCUCUUUGACCUUUUCCGGGGCUUUUUCGGCUUUUCUAGACCUCGGAGUGCUGAAGUCUUGGUGGUUUACCUGCCUCCACCUUCAGCUACAGAGAUCCCUUUUUUGGAGGGAUGACUCGAGAUGAAGAUGACGAUGAUGAGGAAGAGGAAGAAGAAGGAGCUGCGUGGAGCCAUGGGAAUCGGAGGUUUGAUAGUCCCCAGCCCCCAGAGCAAUUUGGCUUUGGCUUCAGCUUCAGCCCAGGAGGAGGGAUGCGUUUCCAGGAUCACUUUGGCUUUGAUGACCUUGUACGGGACUUCAACAGCAUUUUCAGUGAGAUGGGAGCCUGGACCUUGCCUUCUCACCCUCCUGAACUUCCAGGUCCUGAGUCAGAGACACCUGGUGAGAGACUUCGGGAGGGACAAACACUUCGGGACUCAAUGCUUAAGUACCCGGAUAGUCACCAGCCCAGGAUAUUUGGGGGAGCCUCGGAGAGUGAUCCAGAACCCGAACCCCCAAAGUCAGCACCAGGCUGGGGGUCCCAGAGACCUUUUCAGAGGUUUGAUGAUGUAUGGCCUGUGACUCCCCAUCCUAUAGCCAGAGAGGACAAUGAUCUUGAUUCGCAGGUUUCCCAGGAGGGUCUUGGCCCGGUUCUACAGCCCCAGCCCAAGUCCUACUUUAAGAGCAUCUCUGUGACCAAGAUCACUAAGCCAGAUGGGGUUGUAGAGGAGCGUCGGACCGUGGUGGACAGUGAGGGCCGGCGGGAGACCACAGUGACCCGCCAGGAAGCAGACAGCAGUCCUAGAGCUGAUCCAGAAUCACCAAGACCUCCAGCUCUGGAUGAUGCCUUUUCUAUCCUGGAUUUAUUCUUAGGACGUUGGUUCCGGCCCCGGUAACCUUGUUAAACUACAGAGCCUAGAGGUCCUUUCCACGUCCCACUUCUUGCUUGCCCUCAACAGACUUAGUGUCUUCUGCCACCUCUGGGCUUCUGGAGUGUGGAGCAGGGAAGAGGGACUUCAUCAGUCUGUCAUUCACCUGGACUGACCAAUAAAAUAUUUA
Molecule: messenger RNA, 1153 nt
Organism: Octodon degus (degu)
Lineage: Eukaryota; Metazoa; Chordata; Mammalia; Rodentia; Octodontidae
Gene: Hax1
Product: HCLS1 associated protein X-1
Exons: 7
Coding region: 229-990 (253 amino acids)
Biological process (GO): negative regulation of apoptotic process; regulation of actin filament polymerization
Cellular component (GO): clathrin-coated vesicle; sarcoplasmic reticulum; mitochondrion
Source: RefSeq, a predicted model, not a curated record